Messenger RNA from Seriola dumerili (greater amberjack), 1497 nucleotides. Its product is annotated as somatostatin receptor type 5-like. Lineage: Eukaryota; Metazoa; Chordata; Actinopteri; Carangiformes; Carangidae. The coding region runs from base 1 to 1497 and encodes 498 amino acids. Gene Ontology annotation, cellular component: membrane; neuron projection. Gene Ontology annotation, molecular function: somatostatin receptor activity; neuropeptide binding. Gene Ontology annotation, biological process: neuropeptide signaling pathway. The record is from RefSeq and is a predicted model, not a curated record. The transcript is spliced from 2 exons.
AUGGAGAUCAUCCAGGCCACGCAGCUUUCCUUGCUGCCUCAGGAAGCCCCUACAGCCACCUGGAGCAACAGCUCUGCGCCGCCUUACUCCCAUUUCCUGCUGCUCUCCACUCCCUCUGAACCGGUUCUCAGCUUCACACCAACCGAUGGCUCUUUCCUCUUUAGCACCUGUCUGAACUGCACCAAACCUGAACCUGGAUCGCUCCCUGGUUUGGCUGGAAUCUUCAUUCCUCUUAUCUAUGGGAUAGUGUGUGUCGUUGGCCUGGUGGGAAACACUCUGGUCAUCCAUGUUAUUGUCAACUACACCAAGAAUGAAUCAGUCACCAACAUCUACAUCCUUAACUUAGCCAUUGCAGACGAGCUCUUCAUGCUGGGUCUGCCCUUCUUGGCGGCGCAGAACGCUCUGCUCUCCUGGCCCUUCGGCUCUCUAAUGUGCCGCGUGGUCAUGACGGUGGACGCCAUCAACCAGUUUACCAGCAUCUUCUGCCUGACGGUGAUGUCAGUGGACCGCUACCUGGCCGUGGUGCACCCCAUCCGCUCCUCUUGGUGGCGGCGUCCCCAUGUGGCUAAGGCCAUCAGUACCACAGUUUGGGCAGGGUCCUUCGUGGUGGUGCUGCCGGUGGUGGUAUUUGCCGAUGUGCUGAAGGACGAUGGGAACUGCAGCAUCGUGUGGCCUGAGCCAGCAGAAGUGUGGAAGACAUCUUUCAUCGUGUACACGUGCACUGUUGGGUUCUUCUGCCCGCUGCUGGUCAUCUGCUUGUGCUACCUGCUGAUAGUCAUCAAGGUUCGAACCGUUGGAAAACGGGCACAGGCCACAUCCUCUCGACGCAGGAAGUCAGAGCGUAAAAUCACCAGGAUGGUAGUUGUCGUGGUGGCCGUGUUUGUCCUCUGCUGGCUACCGUUCUACGCUCUGAACAUCAUCAACCUCCUGGUGGUGCUGCCGGGGGACUUCAGGGGGCUCUACUUUUUUGUUGUCGUGCUGUCAUAUGCGAACAGCUGCGCCAACCCCAUACUGUACGGAUUUCUGUCCGACAACUUCAAGAGAGGCUUCAGGAAGGCCCUGUGCCGCACUUCACGCAGGGUGAAGAGCAACGACAGGGCCGGCACUGAGGCACAGCGGCCCACAGAGGAGUGGGGCGGCAUCGUGCUUCAAAUGCAAAAAAGUGAAGGAGUCACCAAGGCGCAUAGGGAAGACUGUGGUGAAAACGAAGACGAGGAGGAAAUCAACGGAACAGAAGGGGCCGUACAGAUGAGUGAAAUACGCAAAAUGUCAGAAAAUGGAAACCACAGGGGAGUAACGGACGGCUCCAGGACACAGGCGGUGCAGAGGGGUAAGCCUGAGCCGGAGGACUCUGGUCAGAGUGCCAAGCAACUGACUGGAAAAGGCCCAGGCCUCGAUCCUGCUGAGGCAGUGUCCUCUCUGCCCGGUCGAAACAGCAGGUCACAACCUGAAGAACUCCUGGACAAAAACUCUGUGCUUGAAAUCAGCUAUCUGUAA